Molecule: messenger RNA, 2216 nt
Organism: Eubalaena glacialis (North Atlantic right whale)
Lineage: Eukaryota; Metazoa; Chordata; Mammalia; Artiodactyla; Balaenidae
Gene: ABHD3
Product: abhydrolase domain containing 3, phospholipase
Exons: 9
Coding region: 406-1641 (411 amino acids)
Biological process (GO): medium-chain fatty acid catabolic process; phosphatidylcholine metabolic process; medium-chain fatty acid biosynthetic process
Molecular function (GO): acetylesterase activity; monoacylglycerol lipase activity; glycerophospholipid phospholipase A1 activity
Source: RefSeq, a predicted model, not a curated record
CCGCCCCGGGGCCUGAACGCGCGCUGCCAGGCCCGUUUCCUUCUCCGAAAUGGCACCCGCUCUCUCCCCACUCUGGGGGUUCACUCAGGCUGACUGCGACCCGGCCGAGAGAACGCCAUCCGCCGUCGCGAGGUCCAAGCUUGGAAACGCGCCGCAAUAAGGUUCCUGAGUGGCAGGCGGUGGGGGGCGGACCGGGGGAAGCCGGGGCGGAGCCGGCGGAGUACGGCGUGCCGGGCUACGCCUCCCGGGGCCACUGGGCCGCGCCCGUUGGCGGAAGCCCGGCUCAGCCCGGCCGGAGACGCUCUGGUCAAGGGUCCGCGGCGGCGCUGCCGCCGCGCCCGCUUUCGCUCCUUGCCCGCUAGCUGGCCUCCAGCCGCAGCAACCGCGCGCCGCGGUCCCCGGGCCAUGCAGCGCUUAGCCAUGGACCUGCGGAUGCUCUCCCGGGAGCUCUCGCUCUACCUGGAGCAUCAAGUCCGGAUCGGUUUCUUCGGUUCGGGAGUAGGCUUAUCCCUGAUCCUGGGCUUCAGCUUCGCUUACGCCUGCUACUACAUGAGCAGCAUUGCCAAGAAGCCCCAGUUAGUGACAGGGGGUGAGAGUUUCAGCCGCUUCCUUCAGGACCACUGUCCUGUGGUGACAGAAACGUACUACCCGACGGUCUGGUGCUGGGAGAGUCGAGGACAGACACUGCUGAGACCUUUCAUCACUUCCAAGCCUCCGGUGAAGUAUAGGAAUGAACUUAUUAAAACUGCAGAUGGAGGACAGAUUUCACUGGACUGGUUUGAUGAUGAUAACAGUAAGUGUUAUAUGGAUGCCAGCACCAGACCUACUAUCUUAUUGUUGCCUGGCCUCACUGGAACAAGCAAGGAAUCGUAUAUCCUUCAUAUGAUUCACCUUAGUGAAGAAUUGGGAUACAGAUGUGUGGUUUUUAACAACAGAGGAGUGGCAGGGGAGAAUCUCUUGACGCCAAGGACUUACUGUUGUGCGAACACUGAAGACUUGGAGACGGUCAUUCAGCAUGUUCACAGUCUGUACCCUUCUGCUCCAUUCCUGGCAGCAGGAGUUUCAAUGGGAGGAAUGCUGCUUUUAAAUUACCUUGGCAAAAUGGGGCCAAAAACUCCUUUGAAGGCAGCUGCAACUUUUUCAGUUGGUUGGAAUACUUUUGCUUGCUCGGAGUCAUUGGAGAAACCACUGAACUGGCUGCUUUUUAAUUACUACUUGACAACUUGCCUCCAGUCUGCCAUUAAUAAGCACCGGCAUAUGUUUGUAAGACAAAUUGACAUGGAUCAUGUCAUGAAGGCUAAAUCCAUAAGAGAAUUUGAUAAGCGAUUCACUUCAGUCAUGUUUGGCUACCGAACAAUUGACGAUUAUUAUACCGAUGCCAGUCCAAAUCGUAGACUGAAAUCAGUAGGAAUUCCAGUGUUGUGUCUGAAUUCUGUGGAUGAUGUUUUUUCACCCAGUCAUGCUAUUCCAAUAGAAACUGCUAAGCAAAACCCUAAUGUUGCUUUGGUCCUUACUUCUUAUGGAGGCCAUAUUGGUUUUCUGGAGGGAAUCUGGCCAAGACAGUCCACUUACAUGGAUCGAGUCUUCAAGCAGUUUGUGCAGGCCAUGGUUGAACACGGACAUGAACUCUCUAGCAUGUAGUUCUUCAGGUGCAUUUUGUCUAAACCACCAUAUAAAGGCAGCUCAGCUUACUGCACAAAUCUUAAUUACUGUAUAUAAAGCAAAUAAGCCAGCAGGUGGUGAAGAGGUCCAGAAUGACAUGCAAAAACUACUUUUUGGAGUAACAAAACAACUUUGUAGCAAGAAAUAAAAUAUAGAUUUAGACUGUAACUUAUGUAGAUUUUAUUUUUCCUAUGCCUUACCAAGUAUGACCUUAAAUAAAGUAGUACAAACAUGGAAUUGCACUUAACCAAAACUAUUGUGUAAAAAGAUUUUAAUUCCUCAGGGUUUUAAUUUAGGCUAGUAUUUUUUUAGAUUAUUUAUUUUAGGUGAUUUAUGGUACUUUAAUAAUUGUAAUAGGACUUUGGUUAUUUGAAUGUAAGUUAUAAGUUGGCACAUUCAUAAGGGUAUUUAUACCUAAUGAUGGUAACAUGAAAACUGAAAUAAGAUAAAAUACAAUGUGCUAAAUCUUUCACGUAUUUUAACUUUAGAAGGCAAAUGCAACAAAUGUUAGACUGACUUCUAUACAUGUUCUUUUACUCUAAUAAUAUUAAAUU